AAACAAAAUGAUUUUGUCGAAACGAGAAACAAACCAUUUGUUGUUUUGACAUGUCGAGCUUAUUGGGUCUGCUAUAAGGGAGGUUGUGACACUAUUUGUCGGCUAUAAAAUAUCAGGUUUACCACAACUAUGGUGUUUUGGCGCGAAAAUGUACACGGCGUUCAUCGGCUAAUGUUAUGACUGGUUAAAAAGUCAUUUGCAUGGAUACAAAAGACGAAUAAACAUAACUAAACACCUAUUAAAGACACUUCCUGAAGGCAAGCACGUUUUUAGACUAAUCUUGCGGCGGGUUUAUAAGUGGCCUACAUUCACCGGCAGACACGCAUUCUGACGACAAGGACAGCCGUCGACGAAGAUAGACGAUCGCUGUGGUGAAAUUUUAUUAAUUUAACUUCUUAAAUUUAUCAACGUACGAACAGAUAGAAGACAAAUCAAAAUAAAAAUUUACUUUUAUUUUGAUCUAGCAGCUGUAUAUUCCAAGAAAUAAAGAAAUUUGUGAUUUCAACGAGCAACGUAUUCGAGUGGACAAUUCUGAAGAAAAUUAUCGAGUUGUCAAUCGUAUUUCGAAGAUAACUCUUUUUAAAUCAAGGCAACAAUACUUCGAAAUUGAUUUAGCCAUUAGUAACAUUUCGUUGUAACAAAACAAACUUUAAAACAAUAAAUUGAUUUAAAAUGUCAUUACCGAAUGCAAUACUAGCAAAUUUAUCUGAAAACAAAGACAAGUUUCGGGGGAAGAGCAAAUCAUUGUGUCACGGCUCAGACUCAGAAGAUGACAAGCAAAGUUACUUUAAUAAAAACGUCGAAAGUUUUCCAAUAAAAUUGGCAGAACUUAUGGUAUUACAUCGCGCUACUAAAGCACUCGCCACGGCUUGUAAAAUGGGAGUAUUUGACUAUCUAGAUGGUGCUGAAAGUGCAAAAACAGCAAGUGAGAUAAGUGAGCAAUGUAAAGCAAGUGUACACGGAAUGACUCGACUAUUGCAUGCUUGCGUUUCUUUGGAAUUACUUAAAAGUAAUUGUUUCGAUGGUAUGGAGAAAUUCGAACUAACUCAAGACUCCAAAAAAUACCUUACAAUAAAUGGGCCACAAGCCUUACGUGGUGAAAUUGCCUGUAUCGACAUGGAGUAUAAUUUGACUGGAAAUUUGGAACAUGCAGUUAAAGACGGCGUAACUCAAUGGCCAAGAACUUUAGGUUUUCCUGAAGGAGCAAACCUAUUUGAUAUAGUUUAUGCUAACGAAAUGUUCACUUUACAAUUUCUUUCUGGAAUGCACGGUGUCUCAAGUGUGGCAAGUCCGAUCCUUGUGAAAAAUAUAGACCUACAUAGUUUCCAAAAAGCCUGUGAUUUAGGAGGUGGCACUGGAGCAUUUGCGUACAGUGCGGUGUCUCAUUAUCCACAAAUGAUGAUGACCAUUCUCGAGUUACCUCCUGUUGUCAAGGCCUCAACUCAUUUUACUCCUCCUAAUCUACCAAUGUCCCAGAGAUCCAGAGUUCAAUUCAUUCCUGGAGAUUUUUUCAAGGACGAUCUACCAGAAGCUGACCUUUACGUAAUGGGAAGAAUACUUCACAACUGGGGAGAAGAACUUUGUGAUGUUUUAUUGGAGAAAACAUUUAAAGCAUUGCCACCAGGUGGAGCAGUAUUGGUUGUUGAAGCACUACUGAACGAUGACAAUAGUGGACCAGUAAGAGUUCAUCUCGAGUCCUUGGUUAUGUUGGCUGCCACAGGAGAUGGCCGCGAGAGGAGUGGAAAAGAAUACACUGAACUAUUAAUGAAACAUGGCUUUGUGGAUGUAGAAGUAUACAGAGAAGGCACGUUAUUGGACGGAGUGCUGGCCAGAAAACCAAUGAACUAAGACUAUCUUUCAUGAAUGAAACAACAAUUUAUAUUAAAGACGAAACGACUUAUUAAAAACGUUUUAAAAACUGGAAAUAUCAAUUUUAAGACAUUAUGAUGUCAACCAAUGCAAAAGUUUCUAAAUGUAAGAAUUUUAAAUUAUUUCAUGAAUUCUUGUACAAGGCUUGAUGCUUUAACGCUUUGACUUAUUUAAUUUUAUGUAUACUUUAUACUCAUACGUAUUUAAUGAACACAACCUAUAAUUGUACAUAAAAUAUAUUAAUAUGAACGUCCUUUUGUGCAAGUAGCGUACGAGAAGUCUCCUUUCACUAAAACUAUUCUUUAUGGA
Xenia sp. Carnegie-2017 is the source of this 2178-nucleotide messenger RNA. RefSeq names its product acetylserotonin O-methyltransferase-like. NCBI's taxonomy places the organism in Eukaryota, Metazoa, Cnidaria, Anthozoa, Malacalcyonacea, Xeniidae. Gene Ontology annotation, molecular function: acetylserotonin O-methyltransferase activity. The record is from RefSeq and is a predicted model, not a curated record. The transcript has 3 exons. The coding region runs from base 673 to 1848 and encodes 391 amino acids. Gene Ontology annotation, biological process: methylation; melatonin biosynthetic process.